Tigriopus californicus is the source of this 1680-nucleotide messenger RNA. Its product is annotated as protein jagged-1b-like. The coding region runs from base 326 to 1534 and encodes 402 amino acids. The transcript has 8 exons. NCBI's taxonomy places the organism in Eukaryota, Metazoa, Arthropoda, Copepoda, Harpacticoida, Harpacticidae. The record is from RefSeq and is a predicted model, not a curated record.
UAAUUAGCACUAUGCAACAAGUUUUCUAAAAUAUGUGUUCCGUUGUAGAACCUGUUUGUGCCAUAAAUUAGUGUCAUUUCCUUGUGGAAACAACGGAUUCUAUUGACAUUAAAUUGACCGAGAAUUGUUUGGCCACCUGAACAACUUUUUAUGUUUCAAGCCUCGUGAGAAUGAAUUAUUGCACAAGGUCCUUCGUUUCAAUUCGUUUCAUCAUUCAUGCAUACCUUAUGCUAUUCAAAAGUCAGCAUAUUCUGAGUAUAAAAGCUGGUGCAUUGAGACUGAGGAUCAAGAUUGUUCUUAUAUCCUCUCUACUUUUGCAAUAAGCAUGGCUAAUAGGGGUUUAACCUUCCUUACCUUUUUGGUUAUCUUUACAAGGUUGGCCCAUGGUGAAACAUUUUUGUCUUCCAGUGGCGGAUCCCGACAAUUCGUGUUCACUCCCCUGCGAAACGAUGAACUACCUUGUGUGGCUGAAAAUCUCCGACACUCUCAUCGUUACAUUUGUGACGACGAGGCCAACGUGAUUUGUCUCUCCGGAUGGAGGGAAGACCCGGAUUGGUCCAAACGAGAUUUGCGGAACCCGUGUCCAAUCCCCAUUUGUGACUAUCACGGAGAGACCUGCCAACAUGGUCAAUGUGUCCGCCCAGAUGUUUGUGCUUGUGAAGUGGGAUGGCAAGGUCAUCUUUGCGAUACUUGUAUUCCUCUGCCUGGAUGUAUACACGGAUCCUGCAAUGCCACAUUUGAGUGCAACUGUGAUUGCAAUGAUCAAGGAGUACAAUUAUGGGAAGGUGCAUUUUGCGAGCAACCUGCUUGCCCAGAUUGUCAUCCAAACCACGGAUUUUGCUUCGAACCAUUUGAAUGCCAAUGUCACGAAGGAUGGCAAGGGCCAGAUUGUCAAGAGUGCGUGAAAUUGCCAGGAUGUGUUCAUGGCUCUUGUGAAGAUGGAAAACCUCAUUCUUGUCAAUGUGAUGAAGGUUGGACUGGCCAUCUCUGCGAUCAGCCUCAAUGCGGUGAGGGUUGCCACCACGAGAACGGAUUUUGCAUCGAGCCUGAUACUUGUAUUUGCAAGGCAGGAUGGCAAGGACCCAGUUGCUCUGAGUGUGUUCCUUACUGGAUCUGCCCUGAAGAUGGCUAUUGUUAUGAACCCAACCAAUGCAUUUGUAAUUCCACCGUGACUGACAAAGAUCGAUUUGAUAUCUGCAACCGAGAAAAGAUCAAUGGUCCAAUGCAUAAAGAGCAGGAAGGGGAUUGCUCCUUGAAAUGUACCAAGUUUACCGCUUAUGAAUUGCCCAUGGGACCCCCAAUUGGCAACAGGUCUACUGAAUGUUCAUGGGGUCAAAAUGAAGGGCUCUGUACUCCCAAACAGAGUGAUUGCCUUGGUAACCAAGAAUGGGAAUUCGACGUCAACCUUGGAAUCAUGGAGUUGGACGUGGAGAGUUGCAAAUACGGUCCAGCGUUUGCUUCUCUCACAACUACAGGAACAACACCAUCAACAAUAACAGCACCACCACCUAGACAAGUCACACGGUGGUGGUGACACCUCACCACGACUUUUGAAAGACUUGCGACAGAACAUUAUUUUGGACUAUGUGAUCAAUUCGAAAUUUACCCCUCCCCGUGUUAUUUUUGAUCUUGAAUGAAAUGAAACUUUGCAUUACCACAAAAGCCUUUCCAAAACAAGAA